AUGUCCGACCAUACCACCACCACCACCACCACCACAGACAACACAACCGAGAUCCUCCUCACCUCCCUCCCCACCAAAAGCGUCACCUUCCAGCCAACCCGCGCCACUAUCGUCCGCGAGAUCCCCGUCACGAUCCACCCCGGUCCCAACACCCUAACCAUCCACGGCCUCGACCCCCAAGCAGACUUCGAUUCGAUCCGCAUCGAGGGCUCGGGUCCCGCUUGCGUAACGGAUUUCCAGACGGAGGUAGUCAAGUCGCGGCUCUAUGCUUUGGAGGCGAACGAAGGGGAACAAAAUGAAAGUAGUAGUGAUUCGUCUUCAUCCGAGGAUGACGAGGCAGACGACGAGCCCGAGGAGCUUCGACUCGUGAGGGCGGAGCUGCGCACGGCGAAGGAGAAGGCGGCGUUGGCGGGGAUCCGGAGGGAUGUCGCGGGAAGUUUGAUUGAUUUCUUGCAGGAGCAGAAAAGAGGAUCGGUUUUUCCAACGGCUGGAGCCGGGUUUGGGAGACCGCAGCAGCAGCAGCAGCAGCAACAACAGGUGGAAGUGUAUAAGGUCGGGGAGUUCAUGGAUCUGUUUAAUGCGCGGGGGAAGGAGGAAGGGGAGAAGCACUAUCGUGCCCUUGUUGAAGUGGAGGAGGCGGAGGAGGAGGUGGCGAGGUUGAUGGGCAAGGUGCAGAAGGUGGAGAAGAGAGUAUUCAAGGAAAAGAGGAAGAAGGAGGCGGUGCGGGAGAAGGAGAGGCAGGUCCGCAGGAAGGAGAAGAUGCAGAGAAAGGAGAGGAAGGAAAGGCUCGAGAAGGAGCAGAAGUCGUUUCGGAAGAAUAGGGUCGGAGAGGUGGUCGUUCAUCUGGAUGGCGAGUCUUCUUUCGCUGAUGGUGAUGCUGAUGUUGGGGAAGGCAAGAAACAAGGCGACAACAACGUCAUGCUCCGGUUGAGUUAUGUCGUCGCUGGACCCAGCUGGGUCCCACGGUAUGAUCUGAGUAUCAACACGCCGGCCUCCUCGGCCAAGAUGGUCUAUCGGGCCGAGUUUCGUAAUGCGUGCUCGGAGACGUGGCGCGAUGCCCGCGUAACCCUGUCCACCUCGCAGGCCUCGUUUUCCGGGCUGGGAGAGCGCAUUCCCUCGCUCCAGGCGUGGCAGUUGAUGGUCCAAGCGGACAACAACAAUAGGAACCAGGAGCAGACCUCCUGGGAGAACAUUCUGCGUAGCAAGCCUGAGCAACGCCAUCUUAUGUCAGUGCAGACCCUCCACAAGCCGCUUUUCCAGCAGCAGCAGCAGCAGCAGCAGCAGCAGCAGCAGCAGCCGCGGAACGCAUCUGUGUUUGGGCCCAAUCAUGUUGUUGCAGCGGCUGCGUCCAGACCCUCUGGUAAUGCUGCACCAGCUGCUCCUCCGCAACAAGUUCAGGGCGGGUUGUUCGGACAAGCAGCAGCCCCUCCACCACCCCCACCCCCACCCCCGGCCCGGCAGUCUGGGGGGGCUCUAUUUGGUGGACUACCACCAACCACCACAAGCGGUCCUUUGUUCGGUGCGCCAGCCAACCCACCGCCAACCGGCACCAGUGGUCCUCAAUCUGGCGGAUUCGGACGAUCCACGAGUGGAGGGCUGUUUGGAAGUGUUCCCAGGCCUUCGCAAGCUCAGCCUACGGCGCUGAUGAGUACAGCGACAACAUUCAUGCAACCAUUUUCUCGAUCCGGGGAUGCAGACGAGGUCAAUGAUCCCACCGAAGAACCCAAGCCUUCCUUCGGAUCACCACCAUUAAAAGCCAUUCCAGACCUGGAACACCAAGAAUCUUUCCAGCAAGAUUACGGCCUCACAACCACAUACGACCUCCCCGGUCAUCGCACCGUCAUCCCAUCCCUCGUGGCCCGACGCCACCUCCUCGCCGACCUCCACCUCGACUCCGUCACCCUAUCCUACACCAUCGUUCCCAAGCAACGCGCCGCCGCCUUCCUUCAGGCCAAGAUCCAGAACUCCUCCGCGUCCGUGAGCCUCCUCCGCGGGAAAGUCGGCAUCACUAUCGACGGGACCUUCCUGGGGACCGCGGACCUGCCGAGCUGCGGGCCGAAGAAAUCGUUCACCUUGCCUCUGGGCGUGGAUCCACUGAUCCAGGUCACGUACGGGCGGCCGACGGUGCGGCGCACAACGGGCAGUGGGGGCUUGUUCUCCCAGAAGGAAGAGGCGGCGGUGUUCCGCCGGACGUGCCGGGUCAAGAACACGCGGAGCAACGCCGUCGAGGUGGCGGUCGUCGAUCAGGUGCCCGUCAGCGACGAUGAGCGGUUGAAGAUGCAGAUCCUGGAGCCCAAGGGACUCGUCCGGGAAGGGGAUGAUGCGCAGAUGAAGGAGGGGACAGUGCAUCUGGGAAAGGCCGGGGAAGUCAAGUGGGUGGUCAAGUUGGCGCCUGGGAAGGAGGUGAAAUUGGUGUUGGUGUAUGAGGCCAGGGUGCCGGCAGGGAGUGAGGUCAGUGAGGUGUGA
This is a messenger RNA of Aspergillus aculeatus ATCC 16872, 2466 nucleotides long. RefSeq lists its product as uncharacterized. The coding region runs from base 1 to 2466 and encodes 821 amino acids. Lineage: Eukaryota; Fungi; Ascomycota; Eurotiomycetes; Eurotiales; Aspergillaceae. The transcript is spliced from 2 exons. The record is from RefSeq and is a predicted model, not a curated record.